GUUUUGUUUUGCUCGCAACAUUCGCUUACAGCACUGAAAUUUUCAUUCUUGUGUGAGUUUAGUACUUAGUAACUUUACGUAAAUUGUAGAAUAAAAUCGAAAUACUCGUAGAGUAAAUUAUGUCGCGACAUGCAUUAAUCGGCGGAGGAACCGGAUUCAUUGGUAAAGGGUUAAACAAACACUUGAUCAAAAAUGGUUAUGAUGUCACUGUAAUAUCCCGAAUGCCUGGGCUAAAGCGCAUUACCUGGUUAGAACUGGAGCGGAACGGCAUACCAAAUGGUGUUACAGCUGUUGUAAAUUUGGCAGGACAAAAUGUAUUAGAUCCAAGUCGACGCUGGACGGAUGGCUUUAAACAAAAUGUGUGGACUUCUCGUGUAAACACAAGUGCAGCAUUAGUGAAAGCUAUUGCAGAUGCACCUCAAGUCAAAGCUUUUGUUAAUGUAUCAGGCGUAAGUCACUAUAAACCUGAUGAUAAGCAUAUUUAUACUGAGAGUGAUCCAGUGGAAGGAUUUGAUUUUAUGUCGAAAUUAUGCUUAGAGUGGGAGAAAGCAGCAACAUUACCAGGGAAUAUUACGCACUGUAGGGGCGUUAAAAUUCGUACUGGGGUUGUAAUAGGACGAACAGGUGGAAUGAUUCAGAAUAUCUGGCUUCCUUUCCAAUUGGGUUUAGGCGGUCCUCUGGGCAGUGGAAAACAAAUUCUGCCUUGGAUUCAUUUAUAUGAUUUAUGCCAGCUAGUACAAAGAAGUAUUGAAAAUGACAAAAUAGAGGGAGUAAUAAACGGUGUGGCACCGGAAAUUGUAACUAAUGGCGAAUUUUCAAAGGCUUUUGCUUCCGCUUUACGACGUCCUUGUCUAUUCGCAGUACCGGAGUUUGUAGUACAAGCGCUUUUUGGCAAAGACCGUUCUGCAUUACUUCUAUCCGGUGCUAAGGUUCAACCUAAAAGAACUUUGGAAAGUGGAUUUAAAUUUAAGUAUCCUAGUGCGAAGGAAGCGUGUUUAGAAGUUGUUCAGAAAAAUUAAUUUUCUUUAGAAAACACUUAAACCGCACAAAUACAUAAAUAUGGUUUUUUUAAUUCGACUUGCUUGCUAAAAAAACAGAAACCAUUAAAAAAUGUGUAGUGUGUACUUAAAUGACUUAAAAAAAAUUUAUUUGAAUCUCUGCUUGCCUGGUAACGCUGUGAAUAAUUCUGACACGUCAGUUGUCAGCUGUCAAAUUAAGCAGAAUUUUUCAUCGUUUGUACAACUAGAAAAGUUAAACGUAAAAGCAAACAAAUCGUAUUAUUCGUUAUUAAUUUAUAAUAAACCAAAGAUAGUACUUUAAUUCCCAUUUGUGGUGUUUUUCUACCAGUGCAGCUCUUGCUCCUGACACAUUGCGUGGCACCGCAUCGAACUCAUCGUUGUAGUGCUAUACAAAAACUUAUUUAUCAAAACUUUUGCACUAACGCUUGAGAGCUUUAACAAAAAUAUGCAAUCGCCAACGAUAAGAUGUAGAUUUGUCAUUGCUUAUUUGGCACUUAUGCUCUGUAUUGCGUGCCGCACUGGAGAGGCGGUGGAAUUCACGUUUGAUUUAGCGGACAAUUCUGAAGAUUGCUUCUUCGAAGAGGUGCGACGUAAUACCACCUGCUAUCUUGAGUUUCAAGUAUCCGCUGGUGGUCAGUUGGACGUCGAUGUAACUUUGACGAAUCCACAUGGCAAAGUAAUAUACGAACAACAGCGUGCGACGUUCGAUAGUCAUCAAUUUACCGCUGAGGCAACGGGUGUCUACAAAGUAUGUUUUAGCAAUCAAUUUUCAUCAUUUUCACAUAAAAUUGUGUAUGUGGAUUUCCAAGUGGGAGAUGAGCCAGCAUUACCUGGUAUCGAUGAACAUGCCACUGUCCUCACUCAAAUGGAAACAUCCUCACAGUCGAUACACAAGAGUCUCAAUGAUAUUCUUGAUGCUCAAACACAUCACCGUCUGAGUGAAUCAAAGGGACGCAAAAGGGCGGAAGAUUUGAAUGAAGCUGUGAUGAUGUGGUCUGGUCUAGAGACGUGUAUUGUUUUAGUUAUUGGCUUUGGCCAGAUUUUAAUUCUUCGUAACUUUUUCUCAAACCGCAAGACAGGUGAAGUUCGUUAUAAUCAGUUGCGGUAGAAAACUUAAUAAUAAACCUCUAGUAACGAAGAAAGGACGUAUAGAAAGAUGUGCAUAAAUAAUAGUAGAAAGAGAAAACAGAUGGAGAAUUGAUUAUCAAAAUGAAUUAAAAAUUUGCUUACGCUUAUAAGUUUGAUUUACUGGUUUCAAUAUAUAAACAUAGAUAAUUACAAUCUAAAACAAUAUGUUGGUUUAAUUUUAAAUAAAUAAAGAAUUUCACAGCCACCCAAAA
Molecule: messenger RNA, 2359 nt
Organism: Bactrocera oleae (olive fruit fly)
Lineage: Eukaryota; Metazoa; Arthropoda; Insecta; Diptera; Tephritidae
Product: epimerase family protein SDR39U1
Source: RefSeq, a predicted model, not a curated record